Molecule: messenger RNA, 1080 nt
Organism: Seminavis robusta
Lineage: Eukaryota; Bacillariophyta; Bacillariophyceae; Naviculales; Naviculaceae
Source: the annotation of a GenBank genome assembly
AUGUCCUUUUUCCAUUUCUGCUGGAAGGACCCUAGUGAGCCCCUGAAGAUGGGUGCAUUCGUGGAAUGCGGCACUCCCGAUACUCAAUGCAGCGAACGAAAGGACCCCAUGGGGAUAAUUCCUUGGGUACAUUCACGAGCCUUUCAUGACACUUACGAGUUAGAAGAAAAGCUGGGCUCAGGAAGCUUCUCGGUUGUCCACGCUGCAAGGGCACGAGACCCUCCCCAUCAAUCGUAUGCCGUCAAGAUUAUCCAGCGAAAGAAACUGGUAACUCGCAAACAGCUCUUGGGUUUCAAAGAUGAGAUUAAGAUACUGGCAGGUCUGCAGCAUGACAAUAUCAUUCGACAAUAUGAGCUCUACAAGGAGCAGAAAUUCUUCUUUGUGGUGCUGGAAAAGCUAGAAGGAGGGGAGCUCUUUGAUAGGUUAUGUGAACGAGAAACCUAUCACGAAAAAGACGCCAGGGAUGCCAUGCGAAUGAUAUUCGAGGCCGUAGCCUACUUCCACUCGAAAAAAAUUGCCCACCGUGACUUGAAACCAGAGAACCUCUUGCUCAAAGAUAAUUCAGAAGACAGCCCCAUAAAGGUGGCAGAUUUUGGCUUUGCAAAGUAUGUGGAGACUCCAGAGUCACUCCUGACCCUCUGCGGUAGUCCAGCAUAUACUGCUCCCGAGAUCGUCAACUACAUUCCUUACGAUGAGAGAGUGGACAACUGGAGUCUAGGAGUGAUUCUUUUCACUGUGCUGGGUGGAUAUCCUCCUUUUUAUCAACCAACAAUCCACGAAACGUUUCAGCAAAUCCGGCAAGGUUCCUAUACUUUCCCCUCCGAGUACUGGGCAGGUAUUUCACCGGACGCCAAGAAACUCAUCAAGGGCCUCUUGAAUCGAGACCCCAAUCAACGAAUCACUGCAGAAGAGGCACUGCAACAUCCUUGGAUGACGGGACGAGGGGAAAUGCUUGCGCAACGGUCCCUCUCAAACAGUCUAGAACGAUUUCAGGAGUUCAACUGGGAGCGGAAAAGACAACAACACACCAAUGGCGACGUCAAGUCUGUGAGUAUGUAUUGGUUGGUAUCAAGGAGAUGA